UAACUGGUCAUCAAUGGUCAUUUUAGAUAUUUACCAACAAGCCAAAAAAAAUUAGUUUUGUUUUUGUUUGAGUGAUUUUCUCCACAAGAGAUCUUAAAAUGAAAUAUAUAUUAAUUGCAAUAGUUUCUACAUUAUUUGUAGCAUCAAGUGAUGCUAUAAGGUGUUACCAGUGUGCCUCAAGUGAAGAUGGCAAAGGCGAAGACAAUUGUGGAGCCUACGUCAAGUUUGAUGUGGAUAGGAACAUUGCUGUUGAUUGUAACAGCGAGGAAAGUAAAAUGCCAGGCACAUUUUGCAUGAAAGUCACACAACAAGGUCCAAUUGGGUUCAUAUGGGAUGGUAGAUGGAGACAAGUGAUUCGGAGAUGUGCUUCAGUUGCUGACACUGGUGUAACAGGUGUAUGCAAUUGGGGUGUUUACGAGAAUGGAGUUUACUGGGAGGAAUGUUAUUGUUCCAACGAUGAGUGCAAUUCAGCAGAAUCAAAGACUGUUUCCAUGACAUUGCUGGCAUCUGUUUUAAUCCUAAGUUCUGUAGUUAUGAGGAUUAUUUUAUAGAAUCAACAAAAGACUACUUUUAUAGAAAUUAUUUUUCAUGAACUCCAUUGAUUGUGAUAAAUAUUCCGUCCAAAAUAUUUUAAUUAUACAAAUUAUAACGUUUUUGUAGAUCUGCAUGUAUAAAAAGUAUUUUAAAUGUUUAAUAUAACUAAUUUUUAUAUAUUUUUUUGUAUUGUUUUGCUUACAUCAGGGAUGAGCAACCUUUAUACAACAAAUUUAAAAGUUUCCUGAAACUGUUUCAUAAUAUGAACACUAAAGAUGAUAAACAUUAAUUAUUGUAAUUUAAUGGCCUUUUUUUGGUAUUUAACAAGUCAAAAAGUAAAGAUUUGACGGGCUGCACGAAAAACGUAUGCAGGCCGCAGCUUUCUCAUCCCUGGUCUACAUUGAUUAGGAACUGUACAAUUAAAACAGAAAUCACAUGUAAUAAAUAUAUUUUUUUUGCCACAUUUUAAAA
Molecule: messenger RNA, 1005 nt
Organism: Nicrophorus vespilloides
Lineage: Eukaryota; Metazoa; Arthropoda; Insecta; Coleoptera; Silphidae
Exons: 3
Coding region: 99-551 (150 amino acids)
Biological process (GO): positive regulation of voltage-gated potassium channel activity; sleep; regulation of synaptic transmission, cholinergic
Source: RefSeq, a predicted model, not a curated record